Messenger RNA from Aureobasidium namibiae CBS 147.97, 744 nucleotides. RefSeq lists its product as uncharacterized. NCBI's taxonomy places the organism in Eukaryota, Fungi, Ascomycota, Dothideomycetes, Dothideales, Saccotheciaceae. The transcript has a single exon. Bases 1 to 744 code for a protein of 247 amino acids. The record is from RefSeq and is a predicted model, not a curated record.
AUGUCGAGCACUCAGUCGCCGCGAGACAGCUUCUUCAGCAAUCCAACAGCUCACUAUACCGAACCCAUCCGACCACCCAGAUCAAAUGCAUCGCGCUCGCAGAAAGAAAAAUCGAAUCCAGCAACUCUCACAGCUGAAGCCUUGACCAAGCUAUCAUCUAGCGACAAGAACGAGGCCGCUACAUACCAAAGCACCCGCAUCAAGGACUUCUUACACCGACUACCCGACCCAGAGGACCCAAGUAACAGUCCUCCAGACACAGACCUCGACAUCCUAGAAGCAGAGUUUCAGAACCGCUACUACUGCAACGCAAAGAAAGACUCUACUCCAUCCACUCCAACCAGUCCACCAAUCGGCAAGAGUUCAAGAGUCCCCGACAAACCAACAAAAGCCAAACCACAAACCCACGACUGCGAAGACGACGCACUUCCUUCUUCACCAACUGCACGUCUCUCCAGCGCCAGACCACGAGCGAUCCCACAACCUCACCACAUACCCCUCCUUUCCCAGGACAUGCACCUCUAUCACCGCUUCCAGACAAUGCAAUCCGAAGAAGUAUACGCACAGUUUUGGCGUCACAAAGCAUGGUUGACGCUUUCAUACGACAAAGACGAAAAGGUAGCAUUGUUUGUGGGUGUAGAUACCAAGGAACAUGCGGUGAUGAUACACAAGCAUAUGCUUUGGUUGAGGGACAAAUGGUUGGGGUUGGGGUGUGGAUUGUUCUAUCAUGUCAUGGGGAUUUGA